CUCCGAUUCAGAUUUCCCUCAUUCUCUCUCUCCGAUUCAUGCGCUCAAGGGACCAUCCUUCAAUACGAUGCAGCGUCUUUAUUUUAGGGUUUCGCUUAAUCAAAUCCCAUGGCUAUCAGAGGCGUGGAUUUCAAAUGAUACUUUUCAUGAGGUAAGAAAGAGACGUGACCGAAAGAAGGAGUGAUUCGUCUUUCUUAUUAAGGGCUUUUGUUUAGCAGACUGUGAUCUUAUGGAACCUGACAGGUUGGGAAUUGAUGAAGAGCUUGUGGCUUUGCUUGGCAAAUAUUCACCGAUUCCUGUUACCUAUGCUGGCGGUGUGACUGUAAUGGCUGACUUAGAGAGGAUAAAAACAGCUGGAAUGGAGCGUGUGGAUGUUACUGUGGGCAGUGCCUUGGAUAUUUUUGGGGGGAACUUGGCUUAUAAAGAGGUUGUAGCUUGGCAUACCCAGCAACAGGCCUCCAUGGUUUAAUUAGUAUGAUUGAGACAUGUUGGGGGUGGUGGCAGGGACUUGUUUAAUUGUUUAUCUAAAUGUGUAACCAUGUAUCCAGUGAUCUUUCUAUCAAUAAAUA
This is a messenger RNA of Gastrolobium bilobum, 569 nucleotides long. RefSeq names its product 1-(5-phosphoribosyl)-5-[(5-phosphoribosylamino)methylideneamino] imidazole-4-carboxamide isomerase, chloroplastic-like. Lineage: Eukaryota; Viridiplantae; Streptophyta; Magnoliopsida; Fabales; Fabaceae. The record is from RefSeq and is a predicted model, not a curated record. Bases 230 to 469 code for a protein of 79 amino acids. The transcript has 5 exons. Gene Ontology annotation, molecular function: 1-(5-phosphoribosyl)-5-[(5-phosphoribosylamino)methylideneamino]imidazole-4-carboxamide isomerase activity. Gene Ontology annotation, biological process: L-tryptophan biosynthetic process; L-histidine biosynthetic process. Gene Ontology annotation, cellular component: cytoplasm.